AAGGGAAGCCCGCCCUGUUUCACUCUCAUCGACAUGCGGAAGUAAAAAGCGAUAGGUAGUUUUUGGUUCUGCUUCUGUAAUAAAUAUCGUCCUUAGCGGCGAGGAUUCCUCGAAUCAAUCACCAUUGGACUAGAAGCUGGAUGGUAGUCUAGGGUUUUGCCUUGUUGGAGAGAGGGUGGGAUACAACGGAGAGAUGUCGCGAAUAGAGUUCGAUUCCGAAGAUCACAAGGUUCUUCUCAGAUCCGCACCCUCGACUUCCGAUUCAGAUCCGGAGGCCCAGUCAUCUUCGCCGCCACAAUCAUCGUUGUCACCGUCGGCGGCUAGGAGAAACGGGAGAGGGAUCGGCGACCUCCUUCGCCAUCUUGACCGCAGCCUCUCGGGUUCCAGGCUCAAUCGAAGGCAAUCAGGCCGCGGGAUCUCCCUUGCGGCGCCGGAUUAUGAGCGGUCGCGCGACGAGCUCGCCGACGGGGCACCGCCCGAAUGGGCGCUGCUGCUCAUCGGCUGUCUGCUUGGCGUUGCUACAGGAAUCUGCGUCGCGGCUUUUAAUCGCGGGGUGCAUGUGAUUCAUGAAUGGGCUUGGGCUGGUACCCCAAAUGAGGGUGCUGCUUGGCUUCGAUUACAGAGACUAGCUGAUACGUGGCAUAGGAUAUUGUUAAUACCAGUAACGGGAGGGGUUGUUGUUGGGAUGAUGCAUGGACUGCUUGAAAUCUUUGAGCAGAUAAAGCAGUCCAGAUCACAAAAACCAAGCAUAGACUUGUUGGCUGGAAUCUUUCCAACAAUCAAGGCUAUCCAAGCUGCUGUGACCUUAGGCACAGGUUGCUCACUAGGUCCUGAGGGUCCUAGCGUAGACAUUGGUAAAUCAUGUGCUAAUGGCUGUUCAGAAAUGAUGGAGAACAAUAGAGAAAGGAGGAUAGCUCUUGUUGCUGCUGGUGCUGCUGCUGGGAUUGCUUCAGGCUUUAAUGCUGCCGUUGCUGGAUGCUUCUUUGCUAUUGAAACCGUACUGAGGCCACUACGUGCAGAGAAUUCACCCCCCUUCACAACUGCAAUGAUUAUUCUGGCAUCAGUUAUAUCAUCCACAGUUUCAAAUGUAUUACUUGGAGAACGACCAGCUUUUACUGUGCCGACGUAUGAACUAAAAUCUGCUGCUGAACUACCACUCUACCUCAUCCUGGGCAUGUUGUGUGGGGUGGUCAGUGUGGUCUUUACUAGGUUGGUUGUCUUGUUCACAAGAUGCUUCGAGUAUAUCAAGGAAAGGUUUGGCCUUCCUGCUGUUGUUUGUCCUGCUUUAGGUGGCUUAGGAGCAGGUAUAAUAGCUCUGAAAUAUCCUGGAACAUUAUACUGGGGUUUCACUAAUGUUGAUGAAAUCUUGCACACUGGGAAGAGUGCUGCUGCUCCUGGAAUCUGGCUGUUAACACAACUAGCUGCAGCAAAAGUAGUAGCAACUGCUCUUUGCAAGGGUUCUGGGCUUGUAGGGGGCCUUUAUGCUCCAAGUUUGAUGUUAGGUGCUGCUGUUGGUGCUGUAUUUGGGGGUUCUGCGGCAGAAUUAAUAAAUUCUGCAAUUCCUGGGAAUGGUGCUCUUGCGCAGCCUCAGGCCUAUGCUCUUGUUGGGAUGGCAGCUACUCUAGCUUCAGUUUGCUCAGUUCCCUUAACCUCAGUAUUACUUCUCUUUGAACUAACAAAGGACUACAGAAUCCUUCUCCCGCUUAUGGGAGCAGUUGGUUUAGCAAUUUGGGUUCCUUCAGUUGCCAACCUGUCCAAAGAUUGUUAUGUGGUGGAGACAAGUGCCAAUGGGCGUGGUUAUUCUUCUCUUUCAUUUUCUGAGGAGAAAAAUGAUACUGUUUGGAGAGAUGGAGAUGAUCUAGAACUCUCUGUUCGUGAAACUGAAAUGCAGUUGCAUGGAAUUUAUAAUGAAGCACUUCUUGAUGAAUUGAAGGUUUCCCAGGCCAUGUCAAAGAACUUUGUUAAAGUUUCACCUACAACUGUCUUGAAAGACGUCAUUAAGUUUAUGCAUGAUAAUCAGCAGAGUUGUGUGCUUGUUGUGGAUACAGAUGAUUUUCUUGAGGGGAUUCUCACAAGAGGUGAUAUUCAGAAGAGAGGAUUUGAGCCUUCCAGAGAAAAUCUUCAGAAUAGAAAAGAUUCUACUGUCUGCGAUAUCAACACCUGUCAAAUUUCAUCAUGCUUUACAAGAGGGUUUCAACAUCGAGGUGUCGAACGCGGAAUUUUAACCUGCUUUCCAGACACAGAUCUGACCAUUGCAAAGGAGCUCAUGGAAGCCAAAGGCAUCAAACAGUUGCCAGUGGUUGCACGCUGCAGAGAGACUAUAAAUUAUGGAAAGCGCAGGCUUGUUGGUCUUCUUAAUUAUGAUGCAAUUGAACGCUGUCUCAGAGAGGAAAUCCGGCACAGGAAGAACUAUUAUCAACAAAGAGAAGAACAUCAAGAUAUAACAACAAAUAUCCAUUGAGCGUGUCUAAUCUGAAGAAUGGAGUAUCCAACUAGCUAACAGCUCUGCUUCAGCAAUUUUGGUUCUCGUGGCAUUAAUUUUAUUAGCGGUAUUAAUGCCCGACUUCAAUGGCUAUUAUGAUUAUAUUUCCCUUUUCACAAUGCAAACUGUAUCAUAAAUUUUUCAUCAACAUGUUUAAGGCACUGAAUUUCAUUUAAAUUUGGCCAAACUCCACUUCUCGAUGGGGGGUGGAGCCAUAUUUGUUGGGCCGUCCAGUCCUUAUAUUCUUUUGUGAUAUGUGCAGAGUUUUUUUUUUUUUUUAGUUUUGAAUGACAGUAAAAGCUGUUAAGGGAACCAUGUAUAUGUCAGGUAUCUAUAUAUAGUGCUUGAGGGCUACAAUAUUCAGAUUGUUAAUCUUAUUACAGGUCCUGAUAUUCUUUUCUACAA
Messenger RNA from Dendrobium catenatum, 2887 nucleotides. Its product is annotated as chloride channel protein CLC-f. Bases 194 to 2461 code for a protein of 755 amino acids. The record is from RefSeq and is a predicted model, not a curated record. Lineage: Eukaryota; Viridiplantae; Streptophyta; Magnoliopsida; Asparagales; Orchidaceae. Gene Ontology annotation, molecular function: voltage-gated chloride channel activity. Gene Ontology annotation, biological process: transmembrane transport; chloride transport. Gene Ontology annotation, cellular component: chloroplast; membrane; Golgi apparatus. The transcript has 9 exons.